AUGUCUGGAGAGAUACCAUCUGCUAUAGGAAACAUCACUCGCUUUCGUUUCUCUACGUUGGCUGAGAAACAGAAAAAGAACCAGCAGGCCAAUUCUGAAGCUCCUUCUACUUUGGAGGUCUUACAUGAGAGGAUAAGUUAUGGAGAUCUUCGAAAUGCAACAGAUGGCUUCUCUUCGAGCAAUUUGAUUGGAACAGGCAGUUUUGGUACUGUGUUUAAAGCAUUACUACCAGCGGAGAAUAAGGUGGUUGCAGUGAAAGUUCUAAACAUGCAGAGACGUGGAGCCAUGAGGAGCUUUAUGGCAGAAUGUGAAUCCUUGAAGGACAUAAGGCAUCGUAAUCUUGUGAAGCUAUUGACGGCUUGCUCGAGUACUGAUUUCCAAGGAAAUGAAUUCAGAGCUCUCAUCUACGAGUUCAUGCCUAAUGGAAGCUUGGAUGUUUGGCUUCACCCGGAGGAAGUUGAAGAGAUUCAUAGGCCUUCAAGAACUUUAACUCUUUUUGAAAGACUCAACAUUGCAAUAGAUGUGGCUUCUGUCCUGGACUAUCUGCAUGUUCAUUGUCAUGAUCCUAUAGCUCAUUGCGAUCUUAAGCCAAGCAACGUCCUCUUAGACGAUGACCUAACUGCCCAUGUUAGCGACUUUGGUCUGGCUCGGCUUCUCCUCAAAUUCGACAAAGAGUCUUCCUCAACCAACUAA
This is a messenger RNA of Microthlaspi erraticum, 693 nucleotides long. The record is from the annotation of a GenBank genome assembly. Lineage: Eukaryota; Viridiplantae; Streptophyta; Magnoliopsida; Brassicales; Brassicaceae.